CUUUUGAGGCUUAGACAAUCGACCGAUCGACUUUCCUAUGAUGUCGAUUCCUCCCUUGUUGCGCAGUGUUCAGUCCUACAAUAUGAUGUUGUCUGCCACCGGCUCUUCUAGGCCAAUUUAUUCUCAUCAGGCACCCACGAUGACGUCGCAUUUAUCCGGGCUUAGUAAGCGCUCGCUGGCCUCCCUUCAACUAACUAGAGAAUUGUCCUGGACGGGCGGACAACGAAGGAAGCAGCCACAUGGACCCCCUAAUUGCGCUAAAACCGUGCUUAAGUCCGGCGGCGACUGGCGGAUCAUGUCGAGUGGGCUAUAUUAUCACUGCUCGUUGACCCUAAUCGCAAGAGGAGACUCUUGAUCUCACAUUCGGACCAUGGAGCUGGAGCUGGAGCUGGAUAACGGCCGGACGCCGGCUGAGACGUCGCGCAACGCAGAUCAUCUCUGCGUUUUGGUUCAUGGACUAUGGGGUAAUCCCUCUCAUCUGGACUUUAUCGCCACCUCGCUGAGGGAUCGAUUCAAGGAGGACCGCCUCCACAUUCUGGCCGCAAAGCGCAACUCCGGGAACUACACCUACGAUGGGAUUGAGCUCGGCGGAGAACGCCUGGCGCACGAGGUUGAAGAGACCCUCGAGAAACUCGCCAAAGAAGGCCACAAUAUCCGGAAAAUAAGUUUUGUCGGGUAUUCACUCGGAGGCCUGGUGGCUCGAUACGCCUUGGGGCUGCUCUACGCUCGGGGAUGGCUCGAUAAGCUGGAGCCCGUCAAUUUCACCACCUUCGUUUCGCCGCACGUCGGGGUGAGGCUCCCGCUCAAGGGGACCUGGGGCUUCUUGUGGAACAACGUAGGCCCCCUCACGAUCUCCAUGUCGGGAAAGCAGCUGUUCAUGAUCGACACCUUCCGCGACUCCGGGCGCCCGCUGCUCAGCGUCCUGGCCGACCCGGACAGCAUCUUCAUCAAAGCAUUAAAGACCUUCAAGCAUCGGUGCAUCUACGCCAACAUUGUCAACGACCGGUCGACUAUUUUCUACACCACGGCCAUUUCGUCGACCAACCCCUUCCAGGACCUGGAGAAUGUGCAAUUCGACUACGUCAAGGGAUACGAGCCCGUCAUCAUCGAUGCCACCAAGCCCGUCUCCAUUGUCAAGCCCGAGCGCCCGUCCUUCCUGGAGCAGCUCCAGCGCCAGAUCACCAGUUUCUUCACGAAUUUGCCCUUUCAAACUUUCUUCACGGCCUUCGUCAUCAUCGGCGUGCCCCUUUUUCUACUCAAUGCGGUUGUCCAGAAUUUCCGCAGUCAGCGCCGCAUCCGCCGACACGAGGCCGCGCACUCGCGCCAGAUUUUCGACCGCUACCGCGUCCCCGUCAUUGUCAACGAAGUCCAGCACGUCGUCGAGGAAGUCUUCGAGAGCGCCGGCGCUCGUCAGCAGCCCGAUUACCUUUCGUCAUCGUCCACCACCACCACCACGACGCCCGCAUCCGACGCCACGAAGAAACAUCGAGUAACGAUUUCCUCAUCAUCCGCGACCGACUUAGAAAGCAAGCUCGAAGAAGACGACAUCGAGCCCCUCCUCCGACGCAGCAGUACGACCGACAGCUUCGAAAGUGCAGCAAGAUUCCCCACGCUGGCUCUGACCGCGGCGCAAUUCUCCAUCAUCGAUUCUUUAAACGCGGUAGGCUUCCGGAAAUUCCCCGUCUGGAUCCACAAUCACCGGCACAGUCACGCCGCCAUCAUUAUCCGUGUACAGAAGAGGGGUUUCGAUGAGGGCAAGGUAGUCGUGAAGCAUUGGCUAGAUCAAGAGUUCGAGAUAUAGACGUACCUGCGACCGAGUAUUCUUUUUUUUGUCUUUGGGAGUAAGCGCGACCCGUAGAUGACAUGCCUCUAUUCUUAUUUGAAGCGCACGCUGCACGAUACUAAUUGUUCUAUACAAAGUGUUUGUUUCAUGGAUGUAUGUAGAGAAAAACUAGAAGUAGACAGACAAGAACUACGAGAUGUACGAC
This is a messenger RNA of Aspergillus homomorphus CBS 101889, 1988 nucleotides long. RefSeq names its product lipase ROG1 family protein. Gene Ontology annotation, molecular function: monoacylglycerol lipase activity. Bases 371 to 1801 code for a protein of 476 amino acids. Lineage: Eukaryota; Fungi; Ascomycota; Eurotiomycetes; Eurotiales; Aspergillaceae. The transcript has 2 exons. The record is from RefSeq and is a predicted model, not a curated record.